UAAGAAUGAGCUUGAAAUACUACACUCCAUUCUCUGCAUCUAAACUCUUUCUCUCUCUCAAGUUCUUUUAUGUUCAUUUUACAACAAAACCCAAUCUUUCCACGUUAUAAGCUCUCAUUUUUCCAGUUUUAGUUGAUCCUCAUCAUUGUGUUUUCUGUGUGCAUUAUAGCUACUCUCUUGCAACUCCCCAUGGAAACCAAAACUGAUCAGCAGCUUCACAUUUUCUUCCUUCCCUACAUGGCUCAAGGUCACACUUUACCCCUUAUAGACAUAGCCAAACUAUUUGCUUCACGUGGUGUAAAAUCCACCUUAAUAACCACCCCUGUCAAUGCACCACUUUUCUCCAAAGCAAUCCAAACUAGCAAAAGUUUGGGUUUUAAAAUUGAACUUCUUGUCAUCAAAUUCCCAUCAACUGAAGUCGGGUUGCCUGAAGGAAUUGAAAGGACAAACUUGCGUAAAAACCAAGAGCAGGUGGAAAAGUACUUCAAAGCCAUCAUUCUGUUUCAGCAACAGGUUGAGCCGAUUUUAGACCAACAUCGUCCUCACUGUCUUGUUGCAGACGCUAUGUUUCCUUGGGCUACAGAUGUUGCUGCCAAGUUUGGGAUUCCAAGGAUCAUCUUUCAUGGAGCUGGUUUUUUUCCCUUGUGUGCUUCAACUAGUGUGAUGCGGUACAAACCUCAGACGGCGGUUUCAUCUGAUUCAGAAUCUUUUGUUAUUCCUGGUCUUCCAGAUGAGAUCAAGAUGACAAAAAACAAACUAGCUCCUUUUCUUAUUCUAGAGGGUGAGUCAGAACUCAUCAAAUUGGUCAAAGCAUCCAUAGAGGCUGAUGAAACAAGCUAUGGGAUUAUAGUUAACAGCUUCUAUGAACUUGAACCAGAUUAUGCAGAUCAUUAUAGGAAGGUGUUUGGCAGGAAAGCAUGGCAUAUCGGCCCUGCUUCUUUAUGCGAGACAGAAAAAGAUAAAGUAGAGAGGGGAAGGGAAGGCUCGGUUGAUGAAGUACAUGACUGCUUGAACUGGCUUAAUUCUAAGAAACCCAAUUCAGUUGUUUAUAUAUGUUUUGGAAGCCUCACCAAUUUCAGUGAUUGUCAGCUCUUAGAAAUCGCCUUGGCUCUUGAGGCUUCUCGACAGCAAUUCAUUUGGGUUGUGAAGAAAGAAAAGAAUGAUAAAGAAGAGUGGUUGCCCGAAGGAUUUGAGCAGAGAGUGGAGGGAAAGGGACUGAUUAUAAGAGGUUGGGCUCCCCAACUACUGAUUCUUCAACAUGAAGCAGUUGGGGCCUUUGUCACUCAUUGUGGGUGGAACUCAAUCCUUGAAGGGGUGUCUUCUGGGGUUCCAAUGAUCACCUGGCCAGUGUCUGCAGACCAGUUUUUCAAUGAGAAGUUGGUGACUCAGAUACUUGGCAUUGGGAUUGCCAUUGGUGCUCAAAAGUGGGAGGAUGAUAGUGUGCAGAGAGAAGCCAAUGUGAAGAGGGAGGCUAUAGAGAAGGCUGUGACUGAAUUCAUGGUCGGUCAUGAAAAAGAGAAAAUGAGGAGCAAAGUUCUUGAGCUCAGAGAGCUCGCAAGGAGGGCAGUUGAAGAUGGUGGUUCAUCGUUCUCUGAUUUAACUGCUCUAAUUGAAAAGUUGAAGUCUCUCGGGUCUUGAUUUAACUGCUCUUGAAGCAACAAAAAUGCCAACAAUUUCUGCUUUGAGAAGGAAAAGUUUCAUUCAC
Messenger RNA from Rosa chinensis, 1705 nucleotides. RefSeq names its product UDP-glucose flavonoid 3-O-glucosyltransferase 7. Lineage: Eukaryota; Viridiplantae; Streptophyta; Magnoliopsida; Rosales; Rosaceae. Bases 190 to 1638 code for a protein of 482 amino acids. The record is from RefSeq and is a predicted model, not a curated record. Gene Ontology annotation, molecular function: UDP-glycosyltransferase activity. The transcript has a single exon.